UGUAGAUCAGUAAAGCUGCUAUAUAUUGUAGUUUAACAAUUUUUACAAUCUAGCUACAGGUUCAUCGUUUGAUAUUAUUACCUUGUCUUCUUUUCUUAAAAAUUUUAAGCCUCUGGAGGGGCGCCACGAUAAUCUUGCCCGGGGCGCCAAUAUUGCCGAAACCGGCCCUGGCACCACUAUCCAUCCUUCUCUUGUCGACAAGACUCUGACUCUGUUUCUCUUCACGAAGCUAUCGCAGUCAGAGAGUCACGAGCGGUGGGGAUAAGGCGCUAGUACGAAAGUGGAGGAAGUCAUUCUGGUUUGCACCAUGAAGCCACCGUGUCGAACCCUGCUCUAGCACGCAAUUCGGUUUCGCGCCAAAAGACACUUGACAGAAGGAAAAUAUUUACAAGAAGGAUUUAAUUGAACUAAACGUAGCACGAGCUGUCGAAUGAAUUCUUAUAUGUAAUGUCUUUUGACAAAAGACGAGAAAGUUAACCAUUUGUCCCAACACGGUUUCGUGUGCAUAGAUUCGUACCAAAAAGAAGAGGUUCUAGUUCGUACUAGUAACUUUCCCCUUAUUGCUAACAGCACAAUUACAAGGUACUCGCGUUAUUGUUAUCCAGCAUUUUGUAUACAUAAAUAGUGUACCGAAAAAUGAAAAAAGAAAGUAACCUAUCGUUUAUGAGGAUCAAAGAAAGGCGUGAAACCUGGUACAUUUUGGAGGCGGUGUUUUAAAUAGAUUUCGACGACCUUUGUCAUUACCUAAUAUGAUCUUCGAUAUCUACAGGAAGCAACUUUGAACAUUAUUGUGCCAGAUAUAACGAAUAUAAGAAAACUUAUAAGUGUCCAACUAAAAAUAAAUUAAGGUCACCUUUAUAAUUUGAAAGUUAAUUAAUUUAUCAAGGUUAACAUUUCAACAACCGUCUUCCGCGUACAAAAGUGUCAAUGUGACCGAAUAAUAAACUAUUCAUGACUUCAGCAGAACAUUUUAUUAGUUUAAUCACAGUGGCAAGUGCUAAAAAAUUAGCUACCGCACUUGUCCUUUGUUUUAUUCUGUAUCAUGGAUUCAUGCAUCUUAUUUAUGGCAGCGAUUCUUGUAAAUGGUUAUUGACCGAAGGAAGAUACAAAGGAGACAAAGAAUGGCAGCCCUAUGGUUGUAUGAUGCAUUAUUAUACCCAAACAGACAGCCGCAGAUGUUUGAGGUAUCUAGCUUUCAUGGGCCACCAUAAUCAUUUUGUAUUUAUCGGAGAUGCUAGAAUCAGGCAGUUGUAUAAAUUUUUUAUAUCGCAAUUUAUAGUCGAUGGGAAAGCAUCUGAUUUAACAGAUUUACCUCAAAAUUCUGAUUUAAAUUUCAAUGAUGCCCAGCUAAGGUUAAAUGUACAGUUUUUGUGGAGACCUCGAUUGGAUAAUUUUAUGAUUGAGAAUCUAAGGGGUUGGAUGAAAAGCGAUGCACCUAGCUUGAUUAUUGCAGGCAGCGCGGUGUCGUCAGUUCUCGCGAACAAUAGUAGCGACACUCAACUGUAUUCCGAAUAUAGUAUGGGCUUAGCGAGACUCGUGCAACCAGUGGAUUUCUUGGCUAGUAAAAAUACACGAUUUUUAUGGGUACUUCAGGACCCGGUAUUAAAAGAAAGGCUACCUGCUCAGUUAGCAGGCAUAGAUAAUAGACAGAUCAACUUAUGUAAUAAAGCAGCAGUCAAGAUACUGUCCCAUAGCGAAGCUCAUUUAUGGGAAAGUAGUAAACUCGUCGGUACCGGAGUCUUAGAACAAAGUCCAGACGGAUACUUAGCGAGUCCUUUGUCUUUGCGUCACAAAGUUCAAAUAUUGUUAAACACUUACUGUAACGAUCACAUGAAUUUCGAUGAUGGGAGCUGUUGCAGUUAUCCAGAACCAGCAACCACGUUACAGCUACUAAGUUUGUCUGGUCUUGCUCUGUGUAUUAUAACUGGCGGUGGAAUGUGGUUGUAUAGAAAGUUUUGUCAAUAUCGAAGUGAAAUAUCUUAUUCACGCGUCACCACCGUCGAAGCGGAAGAUGCCGAAGAAGCGAAUACUUCUGAAGUUGUACAGGUUGAACAACCCGAAGUACAAGAUUUUUAUACAUUAAUGACAACGUUAGCUCUUUUAUCUAUCAUUUUAGCUUACUUUUAUUUAUGCGACAGGUACGUUUACAUUGUUUUCUUUAAAUUAAUAUUAUUAAUAAUCACUGUAUUACGAUUUCAUGCUGUAUUUAGAACAAAUUUCUUCAUGAAGGAGAAUAAAUACUAUAGCGAGUUCAGUUUUUGGUUACCACUUGGAUAUAUAUUGGCUCUUGGAUUAUUUUUUACCGAAGAUAGAGAAAGAGGACCAAGAACUCUAAACCGAGAACAAACAGAUGAAUGGAGAGGGCUAAUGCAAGCAGUAGUAUUAAUAUACCACGUUACUGGAGCUAAAAACGUCUUACCUAUCUAUAUGUACUUAAGAUUAAUUAACUCUGCUUAUUUAUUCCUUUCUGGAUAUGGGCAUUUUUGUUAUUUCUGGCAAACUGGUGAUGUUUCUCUAGUUAGGUUUGCCAGGGUAAUGUUCAGAUUAAAUUUUUUAACAGUCUCUUUAUGCCUCUGUAUGAACAGACCAUACCAAUUUUAUCAUUUCGUUCCACUGGUCUCAUUCUGGUUUCUGGUCAUCUAUUUUUUAGCAUGGCUACCGCCAAGAAUAUAUUCUGGUAGUUUAACAGAAUAUGGACCAAGAGCUUUACUCUAUCUGGCUUUGAAACUUUUAGGUCUUGUGUCGAUGAUUACCAUAUUAUACAUGUCGGAGGUUUUCUUUGAAAAAGUGUUCGUAACGAGACCUUGGAAAGCGUUAUUCGUCACAACCGACGAUGACAUACGCGAAUGGUGGUCACGUUGGAGGGUGGACAGAUACAGCGUGGCUUGGGGUGUAACUUUUGGAGCUGGUCUAGUAGCUUUACAGAGGAUAGAUCACAUUCCAGGAACUGCGUUAUCCUCUGUUUUGGCAUUAAUUUCCCUGACGGCUUAUACUACUUUCACGAUACUAUGCCAUUCGGUAUCAGAAUGCGAAGAAAUUCAUUCAUACGUGGCUUUUAUACCGAUUAUAGGAUAUAUCGCGCUCAGAAAUGCAUCGUUAGCAUUGCGUGGUAAACAUUCAGCUCUUUUGGCUGGUUUGGGUCGAAUCAGUUUGGAAACUCUAGUCGCGCAGGGUCACAUUUGGUUGGCAGCGGAUUCACAUGGUGUGUUAGUGUUACUACCAAGAUUUCCAGUAUUAAAUCUUUUAGUCACAUCAUUUAUCUUCAUCUGCGCAAGUCACGAAAUACAUAGGUUAACUCAAAUUCUGGCACCGUACGCAGUACCAAAUGAUUGGAGAUUGGUGGCUCGUAACUUAUUGCUAUUUAUUGCGGUCCUCGUCCCUAUAGGUAUUCACGAUGGCAUGUUUUGAACAAAAAAUUUACAGGGAGAACAUUCUUUGCAUAAGUCUGUACAUAUAAUAGAUACAUAAGUUUGUAAAAUUUCUCCAUGAAAGUUUUCUAAAACGACAAAUAUAACAAAAAAAACAACGUACGUAUUAAGUUCUUUUUUGUUAUUAAUUUUUACAAGGAAAAUAAAUAAUUUUACAGAAGUUUACUUUAAUUAUA
Hylaeus volcanicus is the source of this 3604-nucleotide messenger RNA. RefSeq names its product N-acetylneuraminate 9-O-acetyltransferase. The record is from RefSeq and is a predicted model, not a curated record. The coding region runs from base 952 to 3408 and encodes 818 amino acids. NCBI's taxonomy places the organism in Eukaryota, Metazoa, Arthropoda, Insecta, Hymenoptera, Colletidae. The transcript has 12 exons.